AUGGCGCUGCACAUCCUGGACGCGGCCCAGCGACUGCAAGAGGGGCCGCUUAAAGAGGACGAUACAGAGGCGCUCGCGUCCAUCUUCACGUGUGACAGGCACGGGAACAAUGUGCUGCAUCUCGCAGUGAUCCGAGACCUGCCCGACGUCUACGACUUCGCGCUGCGG
Messenger RNA from Phytophthora sojae, 168 nucleotides. RefSeq lists its product as hypothetical. The transcript has a single exon. The record is from RefSeq and is a predicted model, not a curated record. The annotation marks the transcript as partial. Lineage: Eukaryota; Oomycota; Peronosporomycetes; Peronosporales; Peronosporaceae.